This is a messenger RNA of Drosophila subpulchrella, 1636 nucleotides long. RefSeq names its product zinc finger and BTB domain-containing protein 24 (gene CkIIalpha-i1). The coding region runs from base 91 to 1524 and encodes 477 amino acids. NCBI's taxonomy places the organism in Eukaryota, Metazoa, Arthropoda, Insecta, Diptera, Drosophilidae. Gene Ontology annotation, molecular function: DNA-binding transcription factor activity; RNA polymerase II cis-regulatory region sequence-specific DNA binding. Gene Ontology annotation, biological process: regulation of transcription by RNA polymerase II. The transcript has 2 exons. The record is from RefSeq and is a predicted model, not a curated record.
ACUUAUCGAAAGUAUCGAUUGGCCGACAUCGAGGAAAUCAUUGAAAUGAAAAAUUGAAUUUCUUCAUAAAUUUCAUAAAAUUGGAACAAAAUGUCAAAUAAGGAAGUUUGCAAAUUAUGCAAGAAUAACCAGGCGAUAGAGGAAGAUCUUGAAAAGGCCAAGUUCAAAUCGGUUAACAAACUGCUGCAAAGACUCUUCGAGUGCUACAAAAUUGAUAUCGGCAUUCUGGGAGAGGAUUCGUGCCUAUGUGAGCCCUGUUUGGAUGAGGUUUCGCGUAUGAGCGAAUCCCUUGAGAAAUGGAGCAAGGGCCAGGAAGAUAUCCGGGAUAAAGCCCUCGAAAUAGACGACUCCAAGGCGUUUCAAGUGAAGUUUGAAGUUCCGUCAUCCGAUGAUGAGGAGCAAUACCCCGGAUAUUAUGAGGAGCAAUCCCCCGGAUAUUGUGAGGAGCAAUCCCCCGGAUAUUAUGAGGAGCAAUUCCCCGGGAAAGAUGAAGCACAAUCAUCCGGGGAAGAUGGUGAGGAGCAAUCACCAGGGAAAGAUGGGGAGACAUCAACUGAAGAAUACGAUAUGGAGGGAACAGAAGAGGAAGAUGAUGAUCUAUCUGACCAAAACGACGAUAUGAAACUGGCAGAGGAGGACCCUUUCCAACCAUCGGCCGAGGAUUUCUUCAGCGUGGGCUUGGCCCGCGAUGGCUUGGCGAUAACCAAGUUCUUCAAGGACAGGACCAAAACCACCCGGAUGGUGUGCACUUGUUGCGACCAGGUGCUCGAAAUCCUGGCCCACAUUCGGAUGCACAGUGGAAGGGCCCGACCGAAUCCGACCUACUAUUGCCGUGUAUGUGGCUCGGAUUUUCACACUCCGGGCGAGCUACAGACGCACACCAUGGCGAUGGGGCAUACCAUUAGCAAAUGCGGUGGAAGAGAUCUGGAAUUCUUGUGCCUCAAAUGCCACCAGAUGUUCUCACGAUACUUCGACGUUAUCCGCCACGAGAACAGCGCCCACAGUGCUUCACAUCCCAUAUGUGUGAAGUGCAACGUGUCCUUCAAGUGCUGGGAAGCCUACGAGAAGCACAUGAAUGAACAUAGUACCGAAUCUGACGAAGGAAAGAUCUUCCAGUGCCGCUAUCAGAACUGCAAUCAAAGGUUCCGAGUGUGGGCCCGUUUUGCGACGCACAUGAACUGGCACAGUGGUCGGGGUCACCUUUGUCCGCAUGCCGGUUGCAAUGCGGAAAUACUGCCCGGGAAUUUCAUGGUCCACAUGCGCACGCACUUACAGCCAUGGCGACUCGAUCGGAUGGGCCAGUUUAUGGCCUUGGAUCCUUCGAAGCGGGUGGAACCGGAUGUUCGAAAGGUGCCGUACGACAAACGAAAGUUUGAGGCCCGGCAGGGUCGCUAUCUCCGUCCGCUUAAGCUCAUCCAGCCGCAUCCCUCUUGCGGAGGACAGUUCAUCAGCCUGCCCAAGAAAAUAUCCCUGCAACAGGGCAAAUACAUAAGUGUUGGCAAGGCAAAAGACCAAAGAAAAUAGCAAUACGGACGUGUGAUGAUACGUAAUUUGAUUAGUUUCCAAUAAAAUAAUCAGUAUCAACCCAGAAGUUGAAGUUCACCCAAGUGAAUAAUUAAAAAAUGAGUUCUUAAAA